AUGCCUGUUGCCGCUGCUGGGGUCGCCAGAGGCCAUAGGGACCAACGCCAAACUUCAGGGAGGUGGCUCUGGGAAGAUGGCCAAGAAUGUGAGUGCAAAGGUUGGUUCCUGAGAGCCCCUACAAGAAAACUCAUGACAGUGCCUAGGCUGCCAAAGAAGCACUGUCCCUGUGAUCACUUCAAAAGCACAGUGAAGAAAACCAGGCAUCAAAAGUCCCACAGGCAGCCAAACAAGCACUCCAGAGCCUGCCAGCAGUUUCUCAAACGAUGUCAACUAGCAAGCUUUGCUCUGCCUUUAUAG
Lepus europaeus (European hare) is the source of this 300-nucleotide messenger RNA. It is a transcript of the gene CXCL17, whose product is annotated as C-X-C motif chemokine ligand 17. The record is from RefSeq and is a predicted model, not a curated record. Gene Ontology annotation, biological process: positive regulation of monocyte chemotaxis; negative regulation of inflammatory response; macrophage chemotaxis. The transcript has 4 exons. The coding region runs from base 1 to 300 and encodes 99 amino acids. NCBI's taxonomy places the organism in Eukaryota, Metazoa, Chordata, Mammalia, Lagomorpha, Leporidae.